AUGGAUAGAAGGUGUGUUGCCAUUUUAGGCCAUUUACUAAGGACAACUGCUGGAUUAGUCGGAACAAAAGUUAUAGAUGUAGAGGAGAUGGUUGCCAUGUUCCUGCAUAUAUUAGCUCAUGACGUGAAGAAUCGAAUGAUACAAAGGGAAUUUGUACGAUCUGGUGAGACUGUUUCUAGACAUUUCAACCUUGCCUUGUUAGCAGUUUUGCGGUUACACGACGAGUUGUUGAAAAAACCUCAGCCAAAUUUUCUUGGUGCGUUAGAUGGCACAUACAUUAAGGUGAAUGUCAGUGCAACCGUUGUCCAAGGAUUGGCCGCUGAUUCCAGAAUUCUUGGAGAUGCAAUAUCAAGACAUAACGUACUGAAGGUUCCAAAGGGUUUUUUGGCCUCAUAUAGGGGAGAAAGAUAUCAUCUUUCAGAGUGGCGUGGAGGAGGUAAUGCACCAACAACAGCUCGAGAGUUCUUCAACAUGAAACAUUCGUCAGCACGAAAUGUCAUCGAAAGAGCAUUUGGGUUGUUAAAAGGUCACUGGACAAUUUUAAGAGGAAAGUCAUACUACCCAGUCGAUGUCCAAAGUCGAACAAUCAUGGUUUGUUGUCUGCUACACAAUCUUAUCAAUAGAGAGAUGACUAACAGUGAAAUAAUCAAUAAUUUGGAUGAGGGUGAUGCAACAUACGCUACAACUAGAGGUGACGAGAUUAAUUACAUUGCGGCUUCAAAUGAAUGGAGUGAAUUGAGGGAUCAAUUGGCUCAUACGAUGUUCAGUGAUUGGGAGUUACGUGACCAGUAG
Molecule: messenger RNA, 792 nt
Organism: Cucumis melo (muskmelon)
Lineage: Eukaryota; Viridiplantae; Streptophyta; Magnoliopsida; Cucurbitales; Cucurbitaceae
Exons: 4
Coding region: 1-792 (263 amino acids)
Source: RefSeq, a predicted model, not a curated record